Messenger RNA from Daldinia caldariorum, 609 nucleotides. RefSeq names its product vacuolar protein sorting-associated protein. Gene Ontology annotation, cellular component: retromer complex; endosome. The transcript is spliced from 3 exons. The record is from RefSeq and is a predicted model, not a curated record. Bases 1 to 609 code for a protein of 202 amino acids. Gene Ontology annotation, biological process: retrograde transport, endosome to Golgi; intracellular protein transport. NCBI's taxonomy places the organism in Eukaryota, Fungi, Ascomycota, Sordariomycetes, Xylariales, Hypoxylaceae.
AUGGCCUUCCUCAUCCUGGUGAUCGGAGACCUGCACAUCCCCGACCGCGCUCUCGACAUACCGCAAAAGUUUAAGAAACUUCUCUCGCCGGGAAAGAUCGGGCAGACGCUAUGCCUAGGCAACCUGACGGACAAGCACACGUACGAGUACCUGCGGUCGAUCGCGCCGGACCUGAAGAUCGUCAAGGGGCGGUUCGACGUGGAAGCGACCUCCCUGCCCCUGUCCCAGGUCGUCACGCACGGGUCGCUGCGCAUCGGCUUCGUCGAGGGGUUCACGCUGGUCUCGACCGAGCCCGACCUGCUGCUCGCCGAGGCCAACAAGCUCGACGUCGACGUCCUCUGCUGGGGCGGCACCCACCGCUUCGACGCCUUCGAGUACAUGGAUAAGUUCUUCGUCAACCCCGGCAGCGCCACCGGCGCGUACACCACCGGCUGGACCAAGGACGGCGAGGAGAUGACCCCGAGCUUCUGCUUGAUGGAUGUCCAAGGUAUAUCGCUCACACUCUACGUCUACCAACUUCGAAAAGACGAAAACGGGGUGGAAAACGUCGCCGUGGAAAAAGUAACCUAUACCAAACCCGUAGAACCCACGACAGGCGGGUCUUCAUAA